CCGCCCACCUCCCCGUCCCGGUCCAGGACUACGUCGCUGAGGUGCGCGCUCGGUCCGCCCGCCGCUCGGCCCGCCCGGAUACUGCAGAGGCGGCUCACCGGCACAUCGCUGCACAGCACGUCCCACUGCGGUCGAACCGGGCCCGGCUUGAUCACAGCAGAACCUGCCAGAACAUGGCCGAGUCCAACCCGCUGCGGGGGUUCCCCCGUCUGCGCCGGGCCGCGACUUCUUUUCCGGGUAACCUGCAUCUGAUCUUGGUGCUCCGCCCCAGUAGCUUGUUAAGCCCCGCCCCCAGCCCGUCUUCCAGCACUGACCUGGGCUUUCGCUUCAGCCAGGAUGACUUCCUGUUAAAGAUGCCGGUGGUGAUGCUGCGCUCAGUCGGAGACUUGCUGCGCUACAUCGAUGAAAACCACCUGGCGUCAGACUUCACAGCUAAAGUGGAAUACUGCCAGAGCGACUGGCUCAUCCUUCGCUCGUCUAUUGAGACCUUUGCUGUGACGGUGAAGGAGAUCGCACAGCUGCUGCAGAGCUUCGGAUCCGAGAUUUCUGACACCGAACUUCCAGAUGAAGCUAACGCCAUCGAGUUCCUCCUCCAUUCCCACACUCACAGAUACAAACAGAUGAAGGAUGACAUCCGGGGCGUGCUGAAAGAAGGCCGCCUUCUGUUUUCCAACCUGGAGACCGUUAAAGCAGCUAAAAAAGAAAUAGAGGAGGAGAAGGAAAUACAGUCAGACAUGGAGACUGUGAGGAGGCUCCUGGCUCAGCUCAGAGACAUGGAGGAAGCAUUUGACGGCUUCUUUGAAAAGCACCACCUGAAGCUGCAGCAGUACCUCCAGCUGCUUCACUAUGAAAUCAGCUUCCAGCAGAUGGAGGAGGUGCUGGAGCGACUCUCUGCCCAGGAGAAGGAGAUCGCUUCUGUGGGGACCACAGUGGUUCAGACAGAGCAGCUUCUGAAAGAUCUGGAGAUGCUGGACAAGCAUGCUCAGGAGGAGAUGGCUCGGGCCCAGGUGGUUAUACUUCACGGCCACCAGUUGGCAGCCAACCACCACUACGCCCUGGCGCUCAUCGUCCAGCGCUGCAAUGAGCUGCGACACCUCUGUGAUGUCAUCACCGCAGCCGUCCGGACCAAGCGGGCUUCGCUCACCCGAACACGGGACCUGCUGCUGCGUCUGGAGGAGGCCCUUCGUUGGUGCGACGAGGGCGCCUAUUUGCUGGCGAGUCAAAUGGUGGACAGGUUCCAAACCAAAGAAGGAGCUCAGGAGGCACUGCAGUACCUAAGCUGUCACCAGGAGAGGGCGCCAUCUGCUGUGAAAAACUGCCAGGACUCCCUGAGUUUUGAUUUUGAGGCUGUCCUCACCCCACAGCUGGAGUCCCAGAUCACCAUGGUUACAGAGAAGCUAAACUCAGUCCAGGCUAUGAUCAGAAACAGAGAGCAGUGUUUGAGAAAACUGGCAGAUGUGCAGGUUCGACCCAUCCAGCUGGUGGCUCCACGGCCAGAACCGGACCAGACUGUACUACGUUGUAAAUCUCCCCUCUUUUCCCCUAAACACGGGGUUGAUUUCAGCGUCCUCAACUCAAAGUUUUCCUUUGACCUGCUUCCUGGUAAAAGAGCCACAAAGAAAAACAACAGCCAACGCAAGAUUGAGGUGAUGCACGACUACCAAGGCAACCGCAGCAGUCUUUAUGGUCCCAUCCCCGAGACGGAUUCAGAAACAGAGGACAAUCCGGAGCAGGUCACGCGUCACAUUAUGAAAGAACUGAUAUCCACAGAGAGGAUCUAUGUUGAUGAGCUGCUCUCUGUCCUUCUGGGCUACAGGGCAGAAAUGGAGGACCCCUCCAUGUCCAAUCUCCUGCCUUCAGCUCUACGCAGCCAGAAAGACGUUCUGUUCGGCAACAUGCCAGAGAUUUACCAGUUCCACAGCAGGAUCUUUCUUCAAGAUCUGCAGGAUUGCCUGGAGACACCAGAGAGAGUGGGCUCAUGUUUCCUGCAGCGGAAAGACAAUUUCCAAGUGUAUGAACGCUACUGCCAAAACAAACCUCGCUCUGAGCUGCUGUGGAGACAGUGCUCUGAUUCGCCCUUUUUUCAGGAAUGCCAGAAGAAGCUGGACCAGAAGCUGGGUCUUGAUUCUUACCUUCUCAAACCGAUCCAACGCCUCACCAAAUACCAGCUGCUUCUCAAGGAGCUUCUGAAGCAGUGCACAGAGCAGCGGUACCGCAGCGAGCUGCAGGAGGCUCUGAACUCCAUGCUGGAGCUGCUCAAGUCUGUCAAUGACUCCAUGCACCAGAUAGCCAUCACCGGAUAUCAGGGGGAGCUCAGCCAGCUGGGCCGUGUGGUGAUGCAGGGGAGCUUCACUGUGUGGAUCAGCUACAAACGGGCGGCGGUGCGAAUGAAGGAGCUGGCCAGGUUCAAACCCAUGCAGCGACACCUCUUCCUCUAUGAGCACGCCCUCCUCUUCUGCAAGCGCAGGGACGAGGACAACCACGACAGGACACCCUUCUACAGCUUCAAAUCCUGCCUCAGAAUGAAUGCAGUUGGAAUCACAGAAACCGUGAAAGGAGAUGUGAAGAAAUUUGAAAUUUGGUACAGCGGCAGAGAGGUGGUGUAUGUAGUUCAGGCGCCCACUGUUGAGGUCAAAGUUUCUUGGCUCACAGAGAUUCGAAAAAUUCUCACCAACCAGCAGAAAAUGCAUCAAGAUGAGUCUCCCUGUCUUUCUCUUUCAGACAAUCCUCUCUCUGACAGUGCAUCAGAGGUGUGUGUUUCAUGGGACGGCCCGUCGGUGGGAGGCUGCUCAGCGUGUCUCCCUGUUCCUCACAGCUCCUCUACCACAAGUCACUCUCACAGGUUUAGAGAGGAGGAGUCGACGUUCUCAAGCCCCACCCAUUCCGAGCCCGUGGUCCGUUCACCGCGACGUAGCUGGCCUGUCACCGCUCACUCAGUGGCGAUCUGUGAGGGCCUGGAGGACUGGGGCUCUACAGACCUCUCUGCCCUAUCAGACUCAGAGGAAGAGGAUCAGCCUGCCCCACUAGUGGCUGGAAGGUACAGAGUGAUGGUGGAGAGCAGCAUGGCCAGCUCUGAUGACAUCAGCUUCGAAUGUGGGGAUGUCAUCCAACUCCUGCAUGAGGACUCGUCGGGAAUGUGGAUGGUGAAGAAUAUCAGUCGAGGUGAAGAGGGUCGUGUUCUCCCUGAAGAUUUGCACAGGAUUCUGGGAGAGACGUUUUGAGAGGCAACCUUAAGAAGUCUGAUGAUGACACUGUGCUUAUGAUGAGUGCACUUUUUUCUGCUUGUGUCACUUAUUUGGCCCGCUCGUUGCUCCAACACCCCAUUGCGCCCACAGACCUCCAUAUUCCAUCGACAUGCUAACUAAAUGUGGGCGUCUGACUCAGCUGGCUCAGGCUGAAGCACAGCAACAACAGCAGUUUCACCUCAGAAGGCUGUAAACACCAGAGAGGAGCUCAGAAGGCUGCACUAAAGCACAUGAAAGCCUUUUCAGACAGAAACAGUAAAGAGUGGCUGGUACGUUUAAAGUAGACUUUUCUUUGAAAACUUGUAUAAUUUCUAUUUUCUUAGUAAAAAAUGUCACAGAAAAUAAACAUAUCAUUUGUGUGCCAAACUUCUAAAGCAGCAUAGAGCUACGUUAGCAUCAGCGCUCAGCAUUGUUGUAAUUGAAGCCUCCUUUUAGCUACAGCUGCUAGCUUUGUGGUAAGAGCAUGAGUGGGAAAAAUCGCCAUGGUUACGCCACUUCACAGUGACAAAUGUGAGCAGUGGUCGACUUAGUUGCUGCAUUUCCAUUAAAAAAGAAAACAAAAA
This is a messenger RNA of Oryzias melastigma (Indian medaka), 3808 nucleotides long. It is a transcript of the gene mcf2b, whose product is annotated as proto-oncogene DBL. The record is from RefSeq and is a predicted model, not a curated record. Gene Ontology annotation, molecular function: protein binding; guanyl-nucleotide exchange factor activity. The transcript has 26 exons. Gene Ontology annotation, biological process: dendrite development. Gene Ontology annotation, cellular component: cytoplasm. NCBI's taxonomy places the organism in Eukaryota, Metazoa, Chordata, Actinopteri, Beloniformes, Adrianichthyidae. Bases 174 to 3221 code for a protein of 1015 amino acids.